UAUAGUUACACUACAUGUGCAUCUUCCUUCCCAUGUGCAACCCCAAAGCAGAGAGACCUAAAAAGUCAGCUCUCAUUAUCACUGUCUGGGAACCAUGGUAGCUUCAUCUUUGAUCUCAGCAGUCACAAGAAGGCUGGAAGGGAAGGUAGCUCUAAUUACUGGAGGAGCUAGCGGUAUUGGGAAAUGCACUGCUAAAGUCUUUGCACAUCACGGAGCCAAAGUUGUGAUUGCUGAUAUCCAAGAUGAAUUGGGGCAUUCAGUUUGUGAGGCCGUAGGCCCCUCAAACUGUUCCUACGUUCACUGCAAUGUCACGGACGAAGACCAAAUAAAAAAUGCUGUUGACAAGGCUGUGGCUACUCAUGGCAAGCUAGACAUCAUGUUCAACAAUGCCGGCAUAACUGACCCUAUCAAGGCGCGCAUAAUCGACAACGAAAAAUCAGAUUUUGAACGUGUUCUUAGUGUAAACGUGACUGGCGUUUUCCUAGGGAUUAAGCACGCAGCUAGGGUGAUGGUUCCUGCUCGAAAUGGUAGCAUAAUUUCAACUGCUAGCGUAAGCUCCACGGUUGGUGCUGCUGCUACACAUGCUUAUUGUGCUUCCAAGCAUGCUGUCCUGGGGCUUACCAGAAAUGCUGCUGUCGAGCUGGGGCAGUUUGGGAUUAGAGUUAACUGCCUGUCUCCCUUUGCUCUCGCAACGCCUUUAGCAACGGAAGUCUUGGGGAUUAAUGAUGAGGAGCUUGAGAAAGGGAUGGGUUUGGUAGCUAACCUUAAGGGCGUGACUCUUAAGGCAGAAGAUAUAGCAAAUGCAGCUCUUUAUCUAGCAAGUGAGGAGGGAAGAUAUGUUAGUGGGCACAAUCUCUUCGUAGAUGGCGGCUUUACUAUUUUUAACCCCUCAUUGAGUAUGUUCCAAUACCCUGACAACUCUUGAGUAAAUAUUUGCUAUUAGAAAUCCAUGUUUCGUUGUGUUAAAUGUGGCUUCUAAGUUGUAUUAAGGAUUUUAAUUAAAAAUAUUGGGAGUUAUCUUUUAUUGUU
Molecule: messenger RNA, 1029 nt
Organism: Theobroma cacao (cacao)
Lineage: Eukaryota; Viridiplantae; Streptophyta; Magnoliopsida; Malvales; Malvaceae
Product: secoisolariciresinol dehydrogenase-like
Molecular function (GO): oxidoreductase activity, acting on the CH-OH group of donors, NAD or NADP as acceptor
Source: RefSeq, a predicted model, not a curated record